Plodia interpunctella (Indianmeal moth) is the source of this 2257-nucleotide messenger RNA. It is a transcript of the gene tctn, whose product is annotated as tectonic. Gene Ontology annotation, biological process: cilium assembly. Lineage: Eukaryota; Metazoa; Arthropoda; Insecta; Lepidoptera; Pyralidae. The transcript has 6 exons. Gene Ontology annotation, cellular component: ciliary transition zone. The record is from RefSeq and is a predicted model, not a curated record. The coding region runs from base 236 to 2257 and encodes 673 amino acids.
UAACUCCGGGGCACCACAUUCUGCAUGUGCCGUGUUGGGCUCCAACUGCCACUACCAUUACAGACAGAGUCAGACAGCUGUUCCUUGGAGGAUCUAAUCAGCUACUUCAAAGUGACAUUAUAAAUCUUGGUACAGAUAGGUUUAAAUUGAAGACUCAAACUAAGGGAAACUUAGUUUUAAAUCUUGAUAUUGUGUUAAGAAAUUUCAAUCAAUUUGGUGUAGAAUAUAGGUGAACAUGAGAGGCAUUACUUACUGUGAUUUUGCUUUGGUGGUCAUUCUGGUACAAUUCAUAAUGGGCGAGUUUACAGAAGGAAAAAUAAAAGUCGACGCAGAUUCAAAUGAUCUCACAAUUUCUAGUCUAAAUGAUGAUGAACAACCUCAUGCAUUAUAUUAUCGAUCUCUAGCAAGUACUUUAGAAGAAUUAUCAACAACAGAAUAUCUUAAUGUGUCUCUAUUGCAAACUACAACAGAUACAACAAUGGACCUUACCACCACUAUUAUAGAUGUGCUGUAUGAUGAGAACACAUCUUUAGUAGGCACCACUGAUGUAACUUUUACUACCACAGAAUUUGAAAAUGUAACAGAAAUUAGUCUGUUUGAUAAUAAAAAUCAAACAAAUGUCAAACCAAAUAUCACACCAAAGAAUACUAUUAUAACUGAAGAUUGCAAUUGCAAUUUAUUGUUCAAAAUAUGUGACAUCAACUGUUGCUGUGAUAAUGAUUGCACAGAUUCAGAUUUGAAAAUGUUCAAAUGUGGUGAAAUUACUGAAAUAAACCAAGAUGAUUCAUGCCUUUCUCAUUUACCAUGGCAAAGGCAUUAUGGUAAUAAAGUUAUAGACUUGUUUUGUAUUGCCAAAACGAACUUACCGGAAAGACGAAAUAUAAACAGAGAAAAAAUUGACCACCAAAUGCUGGAUAGGGUUUAUAAAUGGCACUCUGAAGAAAAAGACCAAUCUCCUAAAACAUUCAAGAGGAACAUAUACAUAUAUGGUGAUCACGUGUGGGUGUUGAAAAAUGGGUCAAUCAAAUACAUGGAUUUACCAAUACCAGUGUUUAACGAUUACUGCACUGGAAGAAAACCAGUAACAUUUUUGAAAGAAGAAACAAUCAAGUGCAAUGUAAAAUUGAAAGACCUCGAAAUGUUCGAAAUUAUAAAAGCUUCUCGGGAAGCCACUCUCGUUAGCGUCAUUGCUUCUACUAGCAGUACCGCUACAUUGAACUGCUCAACACUGUACUGCACAAACUGGACUGUAGUUGUUUGCGAAGGAGCCGAGUGCGUCAAUUAUAACAAAAGUAUCCACGAACCUUCCUGUACAGAUAUCAAUUGUACAAAUCUAGCACUGGACUUUGACUAUAUCUUCUACUACCACGAUUCUAAGAUAUUAAACGCCACUAUAAAAUUAUACACGCGAAAGAUUUCAAGUAUAAUGCCUUUUAUGACUCAAAAGAUCAAUGUCAGAUUUGUUAUAGCGAAUGAAACAAUCUCGAACAUCGUGAGGUUGAGCGGGAAUCCCGGGUAUUUGGAUGGUUUGCCCAUCAUUGUGUCAUAUUUGAAAGAAAACCACACGAAGAACUUUUAUAAUAAUACUUCUCCAGAAAAAUAUAUUGUGCUUCCUGAAAAUCAUAAUGGAAUGUGCAAGAUCACAAAUAAUACUAAUAAACACCUCACAUUUAAUACUAUCAAAAGAAUUAAGUGUAGAUUUCAAUAUGAUAAGACAGUUAAAAUAUACAAUGACACAAAUGUUUGUAACGAUAUUAAUAAAGAUAUAUUGGGCUUAUUGGGCAUAAAUAAAAGUCCUUUUGUUUCUCCAUUUGGAAACCCAAUCAACCUAAACGACAAUGACUGGAUACCGUUAUUAAAUGAUGUUUUGAAUAAAGAAUCUAUUUAUGGGGAAUACAAUGAGAAACGAACCAAACUACAUUGUUACAAUAUGAUUACUGGUAUGUCUUAUAUUUUUACUUUUGCUGAUAUAGGGGAGAAUAACAAACAGAAGAUGAAAAUAUUAACUGGGAAGAUAAAUUUAGUGGCUGGAAAUGUCACAUUUAAUAUUGAAGAUCUUUCUAUGGUUUUGACUAUUGACACUAUGUAUAUUGAUGAAACCAAACCGUGUCUGUACGAGUAUGCCGCAGGCCCACAUUUAAACAUUCGUUUACCAAAAGAUUUCUUUUUCCCAUUCCAUGAUAACAGUUCCAAUAAUCUUAAAUGCAAUGUCGUAAUAAGUGUAUUUAUUGUGUUUAUUAUUCAGCAAAUAAAAUAA